GCAACUAACCAACUACGUUACUUGCGCACGCCAAGCUGCCCCUCCACAUGCAACAGGCAACAUCAUCCUCCCUUGUCUCCAACUCACAGCAAUCCAGCACAGAACAAGAAACAAUAAAUCACCACAAGCUUCACAAAAUGGCUGACGCUGAAAAUGCUACCCGCGCGCCCGAGAGCGACGCCCAGGAAACUCUUGCGGCCAGCGACAACAUCCAAGCUCCAGCUCCGGCUCCGGCUGUUGCAGGCGAGCAUUGUGUAUCUGACAGACCAACUCCUUCUGGUCAGUCAUCUACUGGAGAGAUCAUCAAGCUCAACGAUGUUGAUGUCUACAUCUCGAAACCAACCGACUACCCCCAUGCGCCAUCACGACUCCUGCUCCUCCUGACGGGCGGCACCGGCAUCAAGUCUAUAAACAACCAAAUCCAGGCUGACAGAUUCGCCUCAGAGGGCUACCUCGUCCUCAUGCCUGACCUGUUCGCUGGUGACACGGCUCCUGGCUCGACAGCUAUUGCAGACGACUCUACAUCCAUCCUUGAACAAUUCAAGCUCAAGGCCGUCGAGGUUACAAAGUCAUUCCUUAUCGACAUGUGGCUCGCUCGCGUCACAGGCGAAAAGGUCAUGCCUAUCCUGCACAAGGUCAUUGAUGCGGCCAAGGAGCAAUACGCCGAUGCGAUCAAGCAGGGCGAUGGUAUCUACGCUGCUGGAUACUGCGUUGGUGCGCGAUUCGUGCUCCUGCUCGCAAAGAAGACAAAUACUACCGAAGGCGAUGCCGAGAGUGGUGGUGUCAAGAAUGGGCCAUACAUCAAGGCUGGCGCUUUGGCACAUGCUGCUUCAGUCGUUCCUGAUGACUUUAAGGACAUUAGCGCUCCCAUCAGUUUGGUUUGCGUAGAGAACGACCCUCUUUUCCCCGAAGAGGUGCGGAUAGGCGGAGAAGACAGUUUGUCCGACGCCAAUGUUGAGCACGAGGUUCAGGUUUAUCCUGGAGUUCCUCAUGGAUUCGCUGUUGUUGGCGAGUACCAGGAUCAGUCCAUCAAGGAUGCACAAGCCACUGCCUACGACCAGAUGCUCAACUGGCUAAAGGCUCACUAAACAAAAUAUGAUACCUUUACUUUGGAAAUAUGCAAGCGUUCAGAUCGUUCAGAUAAGAUUUUCUGUUUAGCACGAUUCCAGUGAUGGAGUACGUAGCCAGUAUGAUCCAUUUGUCACUUAUGGUCUUUAAUUUGACAUCAAAUAUUAAGUGAUAUGCUGUCGUUCUUUUUUCACAUGUUCCAUGACAGGGUGAAGUCAAUUUAUAUUCAAUCGUUUCCUUUCGAGCUUGCAGC
Molecule: messenger RNA, 1321 nt
Organism: Fusarium graminearum PH-1
Lineage: Eukaryota; Fungi; Ascomycota; Sordariomycetes; Hypocreales; Nectriaceae
Exons: 4
Coding region: 138-1088 (316 amino acids)
Molecular function (GO): hydrolase activity
Source: RefSeq, a predicted model, not a curated record